Molecule: messenger RNA, 1214 nt
Organism: Nicotiana tabacum (common tobacco)
Lineage: Eukaryota; Viridiplantae; Streptophyta; Magnoliopsida; Solanales; Solanaceae
Biological process (GO): translational termination
Molecular function (GO): translation release factor activity
Source: RefSeq, a predicted model, not a curated record
AAACCGUUUAUAGGGCCGGGCUGUAAUGUUAACACCCAAAAAUGGCAUCGCUUAGAACCACCACAAACUUUCUCGUCCGGGAAAUUUUCCGUCCGUCAAUACAGUUGUCAACUGUUCGAUUCAUCCACAUCCCGCCGGCGCCAUUUCCGGCGACGAGCCUUGUUGUGAGUCAUCGUCUUUUACUACGCACAAUCUCCUAUAGUCCCGUCAGGUGCGCGGCGGCAUCUGACGGCGGUGCCGCCGAUGGAAAGAAGUCGCCGGCGCGGCUUGCUCAGGUUAAGCAGCUGUUAAAUGAAGCCACGGAACGAGCUCAAGCUGCCGGCAAUGAUCCUAUCCCUAAGAUUACAAUUGAUCAUGUUAUUGUUAACUUUGCAAGAAGCGGAGGUCCUGGAGGUCAAAAUGUCAAUAAAGUAAAUACCAAGGUGGAUAUGCGGUUUAAUGUAAAAAAUGCUUAUUGGUUAAGUGACAGAGUCAGAGAGAAGAUUUUGCAAAUGGAAAAGAAUCGGAUAAAUAAGGACGGAGAGCUUGUGAUCUCUUCAACAAAGACGAGAACUCAGAAGGGUAACAUUGAAGAUGCUUUGAGUAAAUUACAGGCUAUAAUAGAUGCUGCUUCUUAUGUACCUCCGCCUCCAUCUGAAGAGCAAGUGAAAAGAAUAGCAAAAUUGGCUGCUAUUGGAGAGCGCAAACGGCUUGACAAUAAGAAGGCUCAAUCACAAAAGAAGGCUAUGCGAAGAAGCAAAGACAGUUGGGACUGAUUCCAAGAGUUUGCGAUUGGCAUGCCCGAUUCUUGUCCAACAUAGGCAUUGGUUCUUCUAUCAAAUUCUCCCGGUGCUUUGAUCAUGUCCUUUGUCCUAUUUCUAUACGAUACCAAAAUGGUUUAAGGAAUUAGUAUAAAAUCCAUCUCUGUAGGUCCUAUGAAAGCUUCUUGAUAUGACUAUACAGCUAAAAGAAUCUAGACUUUGUCGACCAGCCUAAGCUUUAGCUGAGAGGAUUACUGAAAGCCUUAUCUUGAACUUCCUUUCCUUUCUGAAGAUGCUGAUAUUAGAUAGAUAGUUGACAAAAGAAGAAUAAGGUGGCCACACGUCUUUCUUUAUGUACUCGGUUCUCAUGUAUGGAUGGAUACAUUUCACAUAAUUUUGUACGAAACACUCCUAUUUGGGACAAUGAACCAGAUUCCAAUUUUUAAAAUCUGAAACGAGGGAAUAUUUUGGCCA